CCGCUAUGAGGCCAAGACGGAGAAAGGAUGUUACUGACAAAAGUUCUGAAGAGAUUAGUCGAGACUGAGAUCAGGACAGCGCUGCAGAGAGUUCUUUACACACCAAGGUUCCACUUAACCAAGCAAGAUGAAGAAAUGCUCCACUUCUAUUAAUGGUAAUGAAGAUAUAGUCUCUGCUUUUCACAACUCUGCUAAAAUGAGAGAAAAAGUGUGCCAUGUAAAUACCGUCAGCAUCAGAGCACAGAACAGAGAGAGACCAGGGUCCAGAUGUCCAAGAACAUGCAGCCACGUCCCCAGAGAGCGACCGAACUCAACGGUCUUGACAUCCGGGGUGAGCUUGCGCUCUCAUCAGAGACGCUGGUCAGUUGACUUCAUUAAAUGCCAGACACCGCCUGUCAUCAUGGUGAGGAAGAACAAAAAGGAACCUGACCCUCCUCAGCGCACUGCUUCCCUUCUGCGACUAGAGACAUCCUCGCAUUCGUCUUUCAAGCGAUACUCAUGCCCCCCCAUUGGGAUCUUUUCAUCGACAUCUUCCUCUUCUUCCUCCACCUCCUCCUGUUGUUCCCCAACUUCUGUUCCCACAUCUGUCAUCAUCGGCCCAGAUCCUUUAGGAUGGAAAAUACAACCCAAAUUCAGGUCUAACUCCUCUCAGAACCGCACCAAGAGGCUGUCUCUGCAAAUUCCUCUCCCUACUCUCCCUACUCUCAGCUCUCCAAACCUGGAACCUUCGUCUCAAACCAAACCUCAACUUAGACCCAAACCUUCCCGCCGCCACCACUCUGAGUCUUCUGCCUUCCUGAAAUCGCUCGGGAAGACUCUGCCUGUGGUGACUCUUGAGCAGCUCCAUGCCGUGCAUCUCCGGCGAGUUCGCCUUUCCGAUGAAUCGGACGACGUCUUUGAUGAGCCGGGUCAAAGCCAGGGAACAGUGACUGCUUCACCCCAGAAAAUACCGCCCCCUAUUCGAGAGAAGACAGCCAUGGCCAGGAAAAUAGCACAGCUGAUUGCUUGUUCAAGGCAGCCUGGCAGGCCAGUUACAGCCAACAUCAACAAGAUCACUGCAAUGAAGCCAACGUCUGAACAUUGGCAGAAUAACGACUAUAACAACACGUGUGCCACAAAAAUGGCCGAGCUGCAUCUUGAUAACGUCUGCAACAGGAACAGGUGAACCCCACGCUUCCCCGGCCGUGAAAUGUGAGGAGAUAACUGAAGAGUCUCCUCCUCAGCUUCACAAAUUACGACCACAGGGUGUGAAGCCGAGAGAACAAACUGUCCCCGAAGACAAGUUCAGUCUAGUUUUCCUUUUUUAUGAUCUAAGGACUAAUUAUUGCUGAAACUGUUGAAAACAAAAAUGUGUCAUUACUUCAAUAUUUUACUCCCCCCCCAAAGCAUCUGUGCCUUCUUGCAAUUGCAGUCUAUGUUUUGUUUGUGGAAAUUAUUGGGGUGACUGAAAAUGUUUGUACAUGCCCAGGUUAUGCAAUUACUUUUGAAUUGAACUUAGUCAAAUUUGUUUGUUUAUAUGCAAUUACCUCAUCUGAGUUGAACAAAAAGUCUGAAAUAAAGAUAAUGAGGCAUCAUAAUUUAACUACUGUUAACUACAACUACUGUUGUCAGAUAUUGUGUGUGAAAAACACAGCAGGUUCCCUUUAUCAUUAAAAACAACAUGGACAUGAGAAUACUGAAUUUAUCCAGCAAAAAUGAAUGCUUUUAUAAAUGCUUUAUAUGAAUAAGAUUUCAAACUAAAUCCUAAUGUGCACAACCCAAGGUUACAAUAAAUUUGGCAUUGCACUUCCUAGCGGGAUACAAUUUUUCUUCAUAAUGUAAUAGUUUGCGGCUCUGGGAGGCUUAGAUAACCACAGAAAUGUUAACACAUUAAUCCUCAUCUGCAUUUUAAUUCCCGUACAUCCAGGACCACUGACCCAGAGUGGGUGAUAAGAUUGUAAAGAACCGUUUUAGGGAGAAGAAACUUGCUAAUAAGCGUAUGAAGCUGCCUGUUGCCCUGCGGCUUCCUCAUAAAGUGACAAUGAAACUUUAAACAAGCUUCAGAUGCGGUUGUGUUCAAAACCUCUACUCUGACAGAAACAUCUGAGAGGGAAAACCAGUUUCUACCUAAAUAUCAUGCUACAUAUUGCAGCUUUAAGGUGAAGGCAGGAAGAUUUCCUUCGCUUUUCAGCCUCAUCACCAAAUAUUUUAGCUUUCAUUGGUGUGGAAAAAAACAUGGAACAGUGUUGAACCAUCCCAGGACUGGAUGCCUUACCAAAGUUACCAAAAAUGCACCGAUAUGAAAAUUUGGGCCGAUAUCAAUAUCCAAAAUUAAUAUUGCUGUUAUGGUAAAUAACCAAUAUUAACUGAUGAAUACAUUUUAUGAAUAUUUCACUACCCUUUAAAAAAAACAAUCACGACACUAACUUUAUCACUGCUUCAGACAAACUCUCCACAAUCCUACGCUACAUCACUAUCAGACACACAUCCCAGAUGAUUUGCACUCGACUCAUCCUGAUGUUACAACAAAUUUCCGGGUAGAGCUAGAAGACAUUAAAUUAAAGGUUUAAAGGGGCAGUAUUCCCUAAUGUAAUGCUUCAAUUGCUGACUGCAUGUUCGGUAUUUUUUGUGUCUUUAUGAUGUAAAGCACUUUGAACUGCUUUGUUGCUGAAAUGUGAUAUACAAAUAAACUUGAUUUGAUUAAAGCUAAAAAUGGGAGAAGUUACAACGUUGACAUUAAUGGAGAUCUAAAAACAAAAGCAGUAAAAUCUGAAUUAAAAUACGUUGGGUUUACUUCAGGUGUGAGUGAGAUCGGAUCGGGCGCUGAAUAUUUUUGGCUCGAUGGAAACUAUUGAAGACGCAUACACAAGGGUGGCAAAUAUUUUCUGUUUUUUUAUACUCAGACAAAGUAGUAGUCGCUUAUAUUAACCGUUAGUAGUGACAGUGAUAGUCCAGGACUUGCUGUUUACGGGUACGUCACAAAAAAUUUGGAGUAUUGUGAAAAAGUAACUUUUUGAUCCUUAUUUCAGAAAGUAAAACUCCUAUAGAUUCGUCACACACUGACAUUUCUUUCUUCUAAUUUUGAUCAUUAUGGCUCACAGUUAACGAAUAACCAAAGUUCAAUCAGAAAGAUACAGAACAGGCUGGAAAGAUAUAUUUACAAAAGUUCAUUUUCUUAAGCUCAAGUAACAAAAAUAGAAGGAAAUACAAUUUCAAAAGUAAAAGUGUGUACUACUUUAAAAUAAAUGUGCAUUUCUGUGCAUGAAGUUAAAUUAUGGAAUAGUUUGGAUAAAGAGUAGGAAAAAUGCUUUACUGUAAAUCCAUUUAAAACACUUUAAAAGAAAAAAAUGAUUAAAUCUAAUAAAUUUUUGAGUUAAAAAGGAGAAUGACAUACUCUUUGCAGCUUUUAUGUUUAAUUUUAUGUAUACGGCCUUGAAAAUUUACUUUGUAAUUAGGGACAGGUUUGUAUAACAUUGUUCUUCUCCCUGCUUCCUUUUCAUAAGUGUAUUAGUAAAUUAAUGAUGGAAUUUGUAAAGUCGAGUGAAUAAACUAAUUGACCGAAGAAGAAAUACGUGUGGCUUAGUUUUGAAUUCAAUUGUUUAAUACAAUAUUAAUCCUCAAAAGGAAAUGACAUCAGG
Messenger RNA from Xiphophorus maculatus (southern platyfish), 3617 nucleotides. RefSeq lists its product as uncharacterized. Bases 128 to 1165 code for a protein of 345 amino acids. The record is from RefSeq and is a predicted model, not a curated record. NCBI's taxonomy places the organism in Eukaryota, Metazoa, Chordata, Actinopteri, Cyprinodontiformes, Poeciliidae. The transcript is spliced from 3 exons.